This is a messenger RNA of Nanorana parkeri, 912 nucleotides long. Its product is annotated as taste receptor type 2 member 39-like. Gene Ontology annotation, molecular function: G protein-coupled receptor activity; bitter taste receptor activity. The transcript has a single exon. Gene Ontology annotation, cellular component: membrane. Lineage: Eukaryota; Metazoa; Chordata; Amphibia; Anura; Dicroglossidae. The record is from RefSeq and is a predicted model, not a curated record. Gene Ontology annotation, biological process: detection of chemical stimulus involved in sensory perception of bitter taste; G protein-coupled receptor signaling pathway; sensory perception of taste. Bases 1 to 912 code for a protein of 303 amino acids.
AUGAUGAAUGUUACCUUCAGAUUAACAUUACACGUUACAUUCCUUGUCUUGGGACUCACGGGAAACCUUUAUAUACUAGUUGUAAACGCCCUGGACUGGAGAAAGACCCAGCACCUUAGUGCUUGCACCACAAUUAUAAGCAGCCUUGGAAUAUCUAACCUUGUUCUCCAAGCAGCAGUAGUCAUCAAUGAAAUGUGUUUUCUCAUCUUGCAGUCGUUCUACUCUCAAGAUUCCGUUAUUAAUGCAUUUGGGACAAUUUUGGUUUUUACCUUCUUCUCCAGUAUACUGUUCUCUGUUUGCCUAUGUUUUUAUUACUUUGUGAAAAUUGUUCCAUUUCAGUUUUUGCUAGGCAAUCUAAAAUCCAAAAUAUCCAAGAUUAUUCCCUGGCUUCUUGGGGGAUCUGUUUUAUUUUCUUUAAUUGCUAGUGUACCAUUACAUUGGGAUCUCUACAGAGAUACAAAACACGCCAAUAUUUCAUCUGGAAAUGUUAUUGAAUCUUUUAACUUCAGCUUUGCGAGCAAAUGUCAAUGCAUUUUUAAUAUUUAUCUAGUUCUUACUGCCAUUGUUUUUGUCACAUACCUUUUAUUGUGUUUACCUAUAAUUAUAUCACUUUGUAAACACAUGCAAAUGAUAAAAAGGAACCUAGGAGGUACAACAAAUUUGGAUGCUCACCUGUCUGCUGCUGCAACGCUGAUCUUACUCUUGGCUCUCUACAUCUACUUGUCUGUUGCCUUAAGCUUUGUUUUUAACCUUACAAAAACAGCAGGAACUUGGUUUUUCUCUUUCUGCUUUUUAAUGAUUUCUAGUUUUCCCUCACUGAAUUCCCUGGUUCUUAUUAUAGGUAAUCCGAAACUUCGAAAGCCAUUAAAAAAGUUAUGUAUAACUAACUGCUGCCACCGUGAUGACACUUGA